Molecule: messenger RNA, 1274 nt
Organism: Trematomus bernacchii (emerald rockcod)
Lineage: Eukaryota; Metazoa; Chordata; Actinopteri; Perciformes; Nototheniidae
Product: ufm1-specific protease 2-like
Exons: 8
Coding region: 71-1033 (320 amino acids)
Source: RefSeq, a predicted model, not a curated record
AGGCCCUCUUUCAGCACCAAUCCUCAGGAGAACACUGCAGAAAUCCCACUUCCUGUCUACAACUCUUCCCAUGGACUGUGUGGUCCGUACCACCUGCAGCGACACAAUCAAAGAUGCCUUUGAGCGCCUGUUGGAGGCGCUGACUCAUCAGCUGUGUGAGAUGGAGAAAGUGACCCUGCAACACAUGAAGGGGGCCACACUGCUGGUACCUGAGCCGCUCCACUUCCUCCUUCCAGAACCCAAAGGACUGAUGACCGUGGUUUACCCUGCAGGAGUGCCUGACAGCCAACUAGAGACACAUCGUAAGGAACUGCAUCAGCAGUUUGAGCUACCAGAUGACUGGCCUUAUUUCAGGAGAGCGAAUGCCUUCCACUUUUCCAAUGAGCCCUACAAAGAUGGCUACCUCCGAAAUCCUCAUAUGGUCCUCACACAUCCCACGCUGGACAACGGAAAGGUGUACUUGGUGCAGGGGAUCUACAGCUAUCACCACUACAUGCAGGAUCAUAUGGAUGACAACGGCUGGGGCUGCGCUUAUCGCUCGCUGCAGACUAUCUGCUCCUGGUUCAUGCAUCAAGGCUACGUAGAGCGAGCCGUGCCCACCCACAGGGAAAUCCAACAGACUUUAGUGGAUGUUGGAGACAAACAGGGCUCCUUCGUUGGAUCACGGCAGUGGAUCGGCUCCAUUGAGGUUCAGGUUGUUCUGAACCAGCUGCUGGAGGUCACCUCAAAGAUCAUGUUUGUGAGUCAAGGCUCGGAGUUGGCAUCCAAGGGCAGAGAACUGGCCAACCACUUCCUGACUGAAGGGACUCCCAUCAUGAUCGGAGGGGGAGUGUUAGCUCACACUAUUCUAGGUGUGGCAUGGAGUGAGACCACUGGACAGAUCCGCUAUCUUAUCCUCGAUCCCCAUUACACAGGAGCGGAGGACUUACAGGUUAUCACAGACAAGGGCUGGUGUGGCUGGAAAGGACCAGAUUUUUGGGACCAAACUGCUUAUUAUAAUCUGUGUCUGCCUCAGAGGCCAAAGGUCAUCUGAGCUGUCAUAGCCUUUCAUAUGGGCAUCAUCUAACAUUGGUAAAGCAUCUGUGAAACUUUAGAGUGACACUAUUGUCUGCUACUUUUACAGAAAUGUUUGCAGCUUUGCAAGUCAUUUCUGUAAUGAUGUUAAAUUGUAAUGUAAUUAACUUUAAUAGCUUUGGUCAUAUCCUACAUAAAGUAUUGUCUUAACACGAAUGGAAGAACUAAAGAUGGAUGUAAUUUAGUAUUGAAACAACAAA